GAAAAAGAUUUCCCGAGUUUACAUGAAUGCAUCACGGAGCGGCCGGGCGGGCACGCGCUGGGAUGCGUCGCGAGCGAGCGCGGGAAGGAAAAAAGGAGAAUAGAGAGAGCGACCUCCACUAAACAGGUGGUCCGAAAGAAAGAAAGAAAAGGCAGAAAGACAGACAGCAAGCAAGCAUGUCGUGCAACCCGGGGGGACGCGAAAAGACGCUUUAACGGAAGCACCACCGAACGAACCGAGGAAAGAUCCACCUCCAACCCCACCGUGGUCGCCCUCCACCUCAUGCCGCUUGUGGACUUCUUGGGAUUCCUCUCGCCGGGCUUGGGAGCAUCGAGCGAGCGCGGACGGAGACCAUGAAAGUGACUGUGUGCUUCGGACGGACGCGCGUUGUUGUGCCGUGCGGGGAUGGCAACAUUCACGUGUACGCGCUCGUCCAACAGGCCGUUAUGAGGUAUAAAAAGGCCAUCGCCAAGGAUGCCAGCUACUGGCUUCAGGUGCACCGUCUCGAACAUGGCGAUGGCGGCAUUUUGGACCUGGAUGACGUGCUCUGCGACGUAGCGGACGACAAAGACCGGUUGAUCGCCAUUUAUGACGAGCAGGAGCCCCACCAUGGCGGCGACGGCACGAGCACCAGUUCCACGGGCACCCAAAGCCCAGACCUAUUUGCCACCGUCGACCUCGUCACAGGCGGUGGCGGCGGCGGCGCCUCAGCCUUCCAACCCUACCAGGCGGCCAGCGAGAUCGAAGUCACGCCGUCGGCCCUGCGCACUAAUAUGCCCCUGCACGUCCGCCGUAGCAGCGACCCCGCCUUGAUGUGUCUCAACGGGCCAUUUAGCGGCGGUGGUGGCAAUUCGCGGGUCCAAGCGGAAGAACCGCCAUCACGGAAGAACCCGACCCGAUGGUCCACCACCGCCGGGUUCCUAAAAGCCCGCCACGCCUCGGGCACCAAUAGCCUGGAGAGGAAGAGUAAAGGCUUAGACACUUAUCGAAGCCUGCCAAGAGAUGGGACGUGGGCCAAUCAGAGAGACUUUCAGAGGGAGACAGCGCGCUCGUCCCUCAGCGCCAAUCACCCCAUGGUGGACCGAUGGCUAGAGAGGCAGGAACAGGAGGACGAGGCAAGAGAGCAAGAAAAUGGCCGGAUUGAGCCAGCGGGCCGAGCCGACUCGUGCUUGGACCACACUGCCACCACCGCCAGAUCUCUUGAAGACCUAAUCAAAGUGGUGGAGGUGACAAACGAUGGUGGCCCGCUGGGAAUCCAUGUGGUGCCCUUCAGUGGCAGGGACCGAAGGACUCUUGGCUUGUUGGUUAAGCGUCUGGAACGCGGUGGCAAAGCCCAGCAACAGGCCCUCUUCCAGGAGAACGACUGCAUUGUUAGAAUCAAUAACGGGGACCUGCGCAACAUCCGCUUUGAACAGGCCCAGAGCAUGUUCCGCCAGGCCAUGCGUUCUCCCGUCAUCAUGUUCCACGUGGUGCCAUCUUCGGUGAAAGCCCACUACGAGCAUCUGUCCCAGGUCGAGAGAAACCCGGCGUACUCGUCAGGCCGCUUCACCGCUGACUCGGCAUCCAGUGCCACGGAUCUCACGCCUCACAGGAUGUCCCGACACGGCUCCCAGAAACAAGCGCGCACUCAUCCGCAUCCAGAGCAGACGGACGGCUACACGCCCGCCGCCGCUCACCCGACAGCCAUUUCUGCCGCCAAACCUCCCACCGGACAGAUUCACUCACCGCAGAGGGGGCUGACAUCCACCCCCACGCCGACAUACAACAAGAAGGUCGGGAGAAGGCUCAACAUUCAGCUUCAGAAAGGGCCCGAAGGUUUGGGCUUCAGCAUCACGUCGCGCGACGUCCCCAUCGGGGGCUCGGCGCCCAUUUAUGUCAAGAACAUCCUUCCGCGGGGAGCCGCCAUUCAAGAUGGACGCCUCAAGGCAGGUGACCGAUUACUCGAGGUGAAUGGGAUCGACCUGAAUGGACGCAGACAGGAGGAGGUGGUUUCCAUCCUCAGGGCCACUCCAAUGGGGGGCACUGUGGGGCUGCUGGUCCUCCGCCAGGAAGACACCUUCCUCCCCCAAGAAGCGCAGGGCGGCGAGGCCCAGAUGCAGAUGCAAAGCCCCAGAGAUUUGAAGCCGGAGGAGGACGAGCUCGUGCUGACGCCUGACGGCACACGUGAGUUUCUGACCUUCGAGAUCCCGCUCAGCGACUCGGGCUCGGCGGGCCUGGGCGUCAGCGUCAAGGGGAACCGGUCUAAGGAGAACCACGCCGACCUCGGCAUCUUCGUCAAGUCCAUCAUCAAUGGAGGGGCCGCGUGCAAGGUCCAGGACGGUCGUCUCCAUGUGAACGACCAGCUGAUUGCUGUCAACAGCGAGUCACUGCUGGGCAAGACCAACCAGGACGCAAUGGAGACGCUGCGCAAGUCCAUGUCCACCGAGGGAAACAAGCGUGGCAUGAUUCAGCUCAUCGUGGCCAGGCGUGUCGGCAAGAGGAGCCAGGAGCCACCGGGGGGUCCGCUGGGACCUCAGCAGAGCACCAACUCUUUAUCUCUGGACGAGCACGAACGUCGGAUCUCCCAUUCGCUGUACGGCGCUCUGGAGGAUCUGGAUGACAACUUGAUGCCCCGACAAGGCCUUAUGCCACGCACUGUUGGCAACUACCAGCUAUCUCCCACCGUCAACAUGCCACAGGACGACACGGUCAUCAUAGAGGACGACGGGCCGCCGCUCCUCCCUGCUCAUUUGUCCGACCAGUCGUCGUCCAGCUCCCGCGACGACGUCGGCGGAAGCGGCGGCGACGUUACGCCAUCCUGGGCGCAAGAGAGCCCCGCUCCUAAGGACAGCUCACAGAUUGCGGGCGAGAGCCUCGCCAACGCAGACGCCGCCUUCCAGCGAGAAGGUUUCGGCCGCCAGAGCAUGUCGGAGAAGCGCACCAAACAGUUUGGCGACGCCUCGCAGCUGGAGAUCAUCAAGACGCGCAAGUCCAAGAGCAUGGACCUCGUAGCCGACGAGAUUAACCUCAACCCUCGUCCUGACGCCGGCACAGGCUCGUCCACGAGGGAUGUGGGUCCGUCGUUGGGCCUGAAGAAGUCCAGCUCCCUGGAGAGUCUCCAGACAGCCGUUGCCGAGGCGACGCUCAACGGCGACCUGCCAUUCCACCGCCCUCGUCCUCGCAUCAUCCGGGGCCGCGGCUGCAACGAGAGCUUCCGCGCCGCCAUCGACAAGUCAUAUGACCGGCCAGCCGCCACGGAGGACGAAGACGAUGGCAUGGAGACCCGUGUUGGGCCGGUUGACGUACCCCGGCGAGGACCUCGGUUACCACUGGAGGAAGACACCGAGGAGAGUUCCCGUUCAGGUCGAGAUUCCGUGUCCACGGUGGCCGAGUUGACGCCGCUGUCACCGGGCGGCGAAAGGACGACGGCGACAAUGGUCAACGGCAAUGUGAGAGCCAAAGAUGACAAGAAAAACGACAAAGGUGGCAGGGACAAGAAGAAGGGGGACACGCAGAAGGAAAAAGACAAGGACAAGGGAAAAGCCAAGAAGGGAAUGCUCAAAGGACUUGGAGACAUGUUCAGGUUUGGGAAGCACCGCAAAGACGACAGGAUGGAUCGCAAAGGUUCCAGCAAAUGGCGGACAGAGGAGACGCAAGUUUCGGAUGAGGAGACGCUGAAGAUGAGGAUGGAACAAGAAAGGAUCCAGGCCAAGACACGAGAGCUGCGUGAGCGUCAGGCACGGGAGCGGGACUACGCCGAGAUCCUGGAUGCGGGUCGAUCUCCGGAGAGGUCCUCUGAAGACGAGCACCUGUACGCCGGCGUCAGCCCACUCAACAACGGCGGGCACGGCAGCCCCCGCGGCAACUGCCAUGCCGCCCGCGAUGACCACGAGCACUACCCCUGCUUAAAUGCUCACCAGCACUUGGACUCCCUCUACACACAAGUCAGCAAGGCACGGCCCGAAAGACCGCCCUCUGCAGACAGCAACCGCGUGGCCCCAAGCAACCACGACCGGAUACAGCGGCUGAGGCAGGAAUUUCAGCAGGCGCAGAACGUUCCCGACGCCGACGCUGAUGACGACCGCAGGCGCGCGUUCGGCUUCGAGCAGCCGUGGUCCAACGGGCCCAGCGCGGCGGCCGGGCACCAGCCGGGUCGUCACUCGGUGUCGGUAGAGGUUCAGAUGCAGCGUCAACGGCAGGAAGAUUCUUUUGCUCAGGCUCAGCGGCAGUACAGCUCACUGCCACGCCAACCCCGGAAGAAUCCCAGCUCCAUCUCUCAGGACUCUUGGGAAAAGUCGUACCCGGCCGGGGAGGUCUUCCAGACGGCCAAGGACAAUCCUCGCUACUCCAGCUACCAGGGCUCCCGCAACGGCUUCCCCAGCGUGGCCAACGUCAACGCCAGGGUCCUCCUCGAGGCGCAGGAGCUCCUCCGGCAAGAGCAGAGGCGGCGAGAGCUGGAGGCCAAGGACCGGGCCUCCCCCAGAGACGUGCUGGCCUCCCCGGUGGCAUCCCCCAAAGGUCCGUACCGCCACGACGUGCCACCUUCGCCCUCGCAGCUCGCCAGACUCAACCGCAUCGGCUCUGAGAAAGGACGACUCUUUUAUUCUUGAGGGUUAGCCCCCACCUUAGCCUGGCAUCCGAGGCGUCCAUUUUGUGACACGCUUAUCGCCGGCAUCCGUUCUGUGAACCCAAAACUGUGCGGCCCGUUGUUCGAACCCCCUCCAGCCAUGGCUUGACACGCACAAUCGGUACCUUGUCUUCAUUUUUGUUCCUGGCGACAGUUGUCAGAUUUUUUCGUUUUCCGGCUCAGUGCUAGGCUAACAUGCUAGCCAGCCCGAAUAGAUCGUUCACAUGUGAAGUCACUUCCGCUUUGUUUUUGUUUGGGUUUUUCCCCGCUCACCAUCUUGUGUGGAUAGCAUUCAACUGUUUGCAUUUGAUUGCAUAACACGCCUCUGGGUUGUUCUAAAAAUGGCGCACUCUUGCUGCGUCAUUGAGUGGUAUAACCGAAGAUAAUUAUGCACCUAGGCCAGGAAGGAGACUAAAGAAAUUUUUUAAAACACGGCAAGCGAAGUGGCAGACUGCCGUGACCAAUCUAUAAUUUGGGUUCCUGUGUGCAGCGAUCGCUUUGUCAGCACUAAAUUAGCUUAUCUUUAAGAUCGUAGUGAUUAUUUUAUAUCGACAAAAUGUAAAAAAUCUCAUGAAACAAUAUUAAACUGCAAGCCGCUAAUGUUUUGGAUUCAUUAGCAAGCUAGUUGGCUAGUGCAAGCCUGCUAGCGGAUGUGUCUUGAGGCAAACGCCGAUCGCUGCUAUUCAUACAAGCCAAUAAUAGUAAAUUAACAACACCCGUUGGUUUAGCUACCUGUGCGACAACUUAAGUAGCUUCUUCACACAUGAUUUUGAAGUUUACACGCUGUAUCCAUCCACUAAGGAAAUCGUUGUAAUCUUCCAGUGAAUUUGUAAGCUUUCAUCUGGCGUGUGUUACUGAGCAUGUUGUCAACACCAGAUAGGAAACAAUGUCGGGACCUCCGGCAAAAAAAUCAAACCUUGGACAGCGUGUAUGGGUUAUCCAGAGUAACUUUCUGUCAGCAUUGCGAGUUGUGGAUCAACUCGAAAGUCAUCAAAAUACUUGGAAAUUGCCAUCGUAAAACUAGUUGAUGAUCGCUGUUAACAGCUCUGUGUGCAUGUGUACAGCACAUGUGUGUAACCUCCCACGGUGGCAGCGCCAGCAAAAAAAGAGACCUCCCAGAAUGCCUUGCUGUGAGAUGCGUACAAGUGACCUAAAGUGAUAUUUGAUCUACUUGCGCUUCAUCCUACCAAAUUAAAUGAAUAGGAAAAAAUGUGCACAGUGGAGGCUUUUAAUAUUAUUUGCCACCUCAAGGCUAAGCCUACCAUGCUCAACAGCAUGUCUACGUUCAGUCAACUUCCUAUCCCAAGGAUGUUUCAUUUUUGUUUUCCGUCUCAAUGCUAUGCUAACACCGAGAUGUUCUCGAUCAGAGUACAGCGGCGGAUUUGUGAUGUUUUUUUUUUUUUUUCUCUUCAAUACUAUGCUACAUUGACUUUCUGUUCUUCAUUCCUCGGUUCUCCCUAUAGAAGAGAAAACGAACAGUGUUGUUGGCUUCCGUGUUGAUAACCGAUUCAUCGCCA
Molecule: messenger RNA, 6123 nt
Organism: Hippocampus comes (tiger tail seahorse)
Lineage: Eukaryota; Metazoa; Chordata; Actinopteri; Syngnathiformes; Syngnathidae
Gene: pard3ab
Product: par-3 family cell polarity regulator alpha, b
Exons: 26
Coding region: 354-4589 (1411 amino acids)
Biological process (GO): cell adhesion; microtubule cytoskeleton organization; establishment of cell polarity
Cellular component (GO): cell cortex; apical junction complex; apical plasma membrane
Molecular function (GO): phosphatidylinositol binding; protein binding
Source: RefSeq, a predicted model, not a curated record